AUGUCUCUUGGUUGUCCUAGGGAAUAAUUUAACACUGAAUACUACAAUCUACUGACUGGAUUGGAGCAAAGUUUCUUUAAGGAAGAAGUCGAUUAAAGGGACUUAAUGCAAUUAAUUUUAAGUAUAGCCAAAUUGGUUGAGUACUUUGAUUUGAAAAAAGAUCCCAUAAAGGACUAUUUUUUGGAGAAAAUGCAAUUCAUUCUUUCCAGACCCUUCACUAUUUGUAAUUUAAAAAAGAAAGAAGAGGAGUCAAAGCAUCAAGAAAUGAGAAAGUCACAACACUCUCAUUUUUCUUAAAAUGUGUAAAAGUUAGAAAUGCAAUCCUAAUUGCAGAGUAACUCAGAAGAAAAUGAAGAAACAAUAAAAUUGUUAUAGGAAGAUUAUGAACAGUAACUAAAAGAUUAAACUUUAUUAGUUUAAAUAGAUUUGAACAAUUAGAUGGGCAAAUUUAAAAAUAAGCUUCUUCAUCGAAAAAAUAAAAGUUUGUUUUCCCCUUGCAGAGCAAACGUCGAAGAGGAGAAAAUAAAGAGACAGAACAGAUUGAAGACUUACCAAAGUAGUAAUUCUUAGAAUCCCUAUAAAGAACAUAUAUAUCUUGAUGAUGCAUUUUCAUUUGAGACAUUACAAAAUUAAUGA
This is a messenger RNA of Paramecium tetraurelia, 636 nucleotides long. RefSeq lists its product as uncharacterized. The transcript has 2 exons. Lineage: Eukaryota; Ciliophora; Oligohymenophorea; Peniculida; Parameciidae. The record is from RefSeq and is a predicted model, not a curated record.